Messenger RNA from Scatophagus argus, 5012 nucleotides. It is a transcript of the gene znf385a, whose product is annotated as zinc finger protein 385A. Lineage: Eukaryota; Metazoa; Chordata; Actinopteri; Scatophagidae. The record is from RefSeq and is a predicted model, not a curated record. Gene Ontology annotation, cellular component: nucleus. The transcript has 7 exons. The coding region runs from base 528 to 1832 and encodes 434 amino acids. Gene Ontology annotation, molecular function: zinc ion binding; nucleic acid binding.
UGGAUUGAACAAAAAAGCUCCAAUGGCUGAUGAUGACUUUUGAUGACUAGAUGGUGUGAACUUGAGGAAAAGGGAGAGGGAUUGGGGCAGGACCAGAGUGGAACAAACAAUACUGACUGCAUCUGGACAGAUCGAGUAUGCAUGAAGUCAGGAGAGAGAGAGGGAAGAGAGAGCGAGCGAGAAGGGGAGGAGAAAACUGGAAAGCAGAGUGAGAGAAAGGCACUACAGGGAAGCGGGAGGCAGAAAAACAGAAAGAAGCUGAGAGGAGAGGAAAGAGAGGCUGAACAAAAGGGACAGGCACUUGUAAGGCGAUGUGUCAGUGAAAAAAGAGACAACAAGGCAGUGACUCGAGAAAAUCCUUACAGCACAGAGUUGCUUUCUCUUUCAUAGCAUUUCAAAGAGAAACACAGAGUGUACCAAAAGAAGAAAAACAAAGAAGUCUUUACCAGUAAUGCAUCACUAGGCACAACCCCAUUUUUUGUUUGAGUUAGUCUGUAUUCAGCAUUGACAACCCUCGAGGAGGCUGAAUGAGUGAGGAAGGUGCACCACACGCACUUAGUCUCGCACAUGCUGAGACCCAAACACACUCCUCGGCCAGCAGCACACACACAGGAGGACCAAUGCUGGUCCAAGCUUCUACAGACACAGAGGAGAAGAGGAUGGACCCUGUGCAGAAGGCUGUGAUAAACCACACCUUUGGAGUACCGCUGAUCAAGACCAAGAGACCAGUAAUCUCCUGCAACGUCUGCCAGAUCCGCUUCAACUCAGAGAGCCAGGCAGAAGCGCAUUACAAAGGAAAUCGUCAUGCCAGGAGAGUCAAAGGCAUCGAGACCUCUAAGAGUCGUCCUCAGGAGGGGGACAAGCCUCAUAUUGUGCCCCCCACCUCCUCCCCGUCUCCGCCCGGAGCCCCUGGCACUGGACCAGACAGCGAGUCCAACAAAGCGGAUGAGCCACUGCCUUUGUCGCAGUUAAACGGACCCCUGCUGGCCCCAGGGCCCCUUCCCCCUCUUACCACCCCACCUACCCCACCCAUGGACUCCCCCGUGCCCUCAGUAUGCCCCCUCAUGACCAGCCCUACUCCUCCCCUGAUCCCCCCUUCCUCCUCCUCCCCAGGCUGCGGCAGUGGCAGCGUCAGCUCAGAGCAGCCUGGAUCUGGACCCCUGGGUUCAGGAGCUCCGGGCACCUCUGCCUCCAGCAGCCCGUCCAAUCCGGAGACAGAGGAGGACAAGGCCAAGAAACUGCUGUACUGCUCACUGUGCAAGGUGGCCGUCAAUUCCUUGUCACAGCUGGAGGCUCACAACAAAGGUACCAAACACAAAACUAUCCUGGAGGCACGGAGCGGGCUGGGCCCCAUCAAGGCGUAUCCUCGCUUGGGCCCCAAGCCCAGUGGAGAGCAGGGAGGGGGGCCAGUGGACCCCAACACUCAGGAACGAACCUUCCACUGUGAGAUCUGCAAUGUGCGGGUCAACUCUGAACUGCAACUCAAACAGCACAUAUCAAGUCGAAGGCACCGGGACGGCAUGGCGGGCAAGCCUAACCCCCUCCUCAGCCGACACAAGAAGCACAGGGGAGCUGAUCUGACGUCUUCUUUGACCUUCUCCAAGGAUCUCACCAAAGCUUUGGGCGCAGGGCUCUUGCCCAACCCCUUGGCUGUUGCUGCAGCAAUGGCCGCUGCAGCAUCCUCUAACCCGCUGACUCUUCGUGCAGCAGCUCCAGCACCCCACCCACACCAUCAUCUAUUACAAGGCCCGCCUCUCAGCCAUGCCAUCCUGAGACCUGCCCCCGGGCCCAUCCGCACCACCCAUGGGCCAAUCCUCUUCUCCCCGUACUGACACAUCACCUUCUGACUUUGGCCAGUCAGGAACAGCCACUCCAAAAGCACACUGUGAAGAUACAAACAUGAUCAACAAACAGCAACAGAUAGGGGGAAAAAAAUCAAAUCAUUCAAAUGUCGAACUGAGAGAAAAGCAAGGGAAAGAAGCAGCAGAAAAGAGUAGAAGUCUAUGUCUCUCUUUCUUCCCUUUACCUGAAACUCUCCCUUCAUUUCACAGACUUCUGAGAGAUCCACAGAUGGAAUGAGCAGAGGAGAGAUUUUCAUUAUGCAUUGAACUCCCUUGUACAUCUCUCACCUCCCCUGGUCCCUCUCCCUUGCACUCUGGCCCCGUAAUGGCCGCCUCGAUAGCUACAGAAGAAACACAUGCAGACCUUUCUUAAAACAUUAAACCACAUGUAGUGUUACGUAAUUAGUCAUGGCCAGGUUGCUUUUCUCCUGUCAUCACAACUCAACGUGUUCUUCUCAUCCUAUGCACCUCAAAAAUCAAGACAAUAAUGUUAUGUCAGUAGGGUAGCUGCUUCCAUCGGUCUUUGCUGUAUGCACCACAUGUAGCUGUGGCAGCCUCCACGACACUGUACAUGUCUCCUUCUGUGCUGGAGGUCAGAUGUUCUUCAGUUUGUGACAUCAGGUCCUCGCUAGAAACAACAUGACUUCAGCUGACAGGCAGGCGGUCGCCGCAUCUGAACAUGUCUGAUCGUUGGGGGGAUUGAGAGAGCAGAAAAGUGACUGCGGGCGAUUGCACUCCCCUGUCAUUUCCUGAGAGGGUGAGGUGAGAGGAGGGCUGGCACGGGUCAGUAGAUAGAUUGACCCCAGGCAGCAUGCAGACACACACAGGCCCAAACGAAUCUGUGUUUUAAAAUAGACUGUAACAACAAAAAUCGCUACAGGGCACAUCUGCCAACCCCCAUAACAGUCAGAGAAGAGCCUCAGUAAAGAGGAUGAGGGGGAGAGAGAAUAGCAGAAACAGGCAGAAGUCGCACAUUGGUACAUACUGUACUGCUGUAUUUGAUACAUGAUCCCCGUCUCUAACUUAGAUUGUGUUUGAUGGCAAGAAUGUGGUCUCUUACUUAACAGAGUAUAGUUCAUAGGUAUUUGAGAGGGAGAAUCUUCAGUUCACAGUAAGCCAUCAACACAAAGUUUAUCAACAUUUUCACAUUACCCUGGUCUUGAUCCUUGAUUCAAUGUGUAGGUGGGGAGGUAUGACUCAAGUGUGACCCUGUGUACUGAUGUAUUUAAGUCGUUUCUGCAUGCAGCCUCGCAAUAAGAUCCUGCAGGGUCAGGCUUGUGCAUCACUGGGUUGAACUCUUUCAUUCCCGCACUAACCCUCUCCUCCUCACCUACACCAUCUCCAGAAGUCAAUAUGAGUCAAUAGUAGACGGCACUGGCAACCAUAAUGUUCAAAGGGAACAAAUUAUAGAGAGGAAGAUGAAAGCCAAAAACAUUCUUGGAAAAAUGAUCUUGAGCUGUAGUGACAACCAAGCCAGAAGCCCGGAGAGGUCACCCAGAGCAGGAGGCGACACAUCCAGCUCAAGGCAUCUAUCAGUACUUCCUGUCUUACAACUGAAAGCCAUGAAACGCACCAUGAUUUGUUUUCUUUUACGAAGACUGCUGAGCACUUUGUUUGGUUUGGACUGUUGGUUUGCAUUUAUAUCACAAAGAACAAAAGAGAAAAAUAGAAACCACAAUAAAAAUAUUUUUGUAGGUAGGGAAUGUUAAUAACUGCAUCCGUGAGGGGAAAAGAAGAAAUGGAUGGAAUUAAUGGAUGAUGGUAUGAUAUAAGUGUUGACGCAGACAGACUGACAUACAGGCAGACCAAGUGAUUCGGUGAGGAGCCACAAAAGCUAGCUAAGCAGCAGCAGACCUGUCUUGCUCGAGGGCUUGAAACUCUCACCCUUUUCUGAACGAGAUGUACACUGUGCCCUUUCAUUGAGAAGCAAUGAGCUCUAAUGUCUUACCUUUGUCUGAAUAUUGCAAUGCAAUGAGCAAUUUUUAUCAGAGUGACUUGUUAUCAUUGUGACAUGUUGUGACAUGUUGUCUGGAGUCAUGUGUAAACUAGGAGCACGCCAGCUGACAGAUCUUUUUGUUCUUCCACGUGGAGUACAAGUCCUUGAAGGGAUUGAGAGAGACAGAGGUGUAGCUGGGCUUAGGGACCGACCCUUCAUAUUAAAGGGCCUUUUUACUACGGUAAUCUCUGCUUGGGGAACAGGGUACAACACCAGGUAUCAAGGGAUUAAAACUAGAUUUGUUCAACAGGCUUAUUUUUUUUAGCUGGACUUGCUGUUGCAUUACUUUUUCUGUGUGUGAGAAAUGUGUUAAAUCCUGAGAAAUAUCAUCAAUGCCAUUACUUAAAGAAGAAGCUGGCUUGGUGUCAGCUUCCACCGUUGUGCUCUUUCUGUUGCUGAACAAAACCUUGUCUGCAGAGUUCAUUUUGUGAGUGAGAUACUAUUCCAGGAUCCAUGCUCUCCUUCCUGUUGGUGUGUGUACCAUAUGUAUUCGAGUGUGUGUUGGGAUCUCCUCUCUCUCCCCACUUCCCACCAAUCAGAGACAGGGGCAACCUGGAGCUGUAAAGUGGCCUAACACAGUAAUGGAGGAAAAAGCCUGCAAAUGUUUGGGUUGGGAAGUUUGUCCACUCAUCCUGGAUUCUAUCAGAGACUUGAUCAAUGAUCCAACCUAGUCAAAGUACUGCAAUAUUGUCCCUGGUAGGUCAGCCAAGUAGCAGCACCACAGAUAUGUUCAUACUGUGGUAAUUCCCACUGAUUCAUCCUCAUUAGUCACAUAUGGGAAAUAAGUGUUAGAUUCCUAUUUUCUGGGCAGGUAUUUCAUGUUAGCUGUGUUUAGGCUACUAGCCUUAGCCUUAUUCAGCCCUCAGCCUCUUCCAGAGCAGAGAAAGAGAUGGAGAGGCUAUGGUGUAAUUUUUUUGUCUUGCCAAUAAAAUUAUUUUUGAAUUUCAUUGUCUGAGGGGACAAAGAGUUUGUAUGGCGAAUUGUAGCAAUACCUGAUUCAUUCUGGCUACUCUUGUUUAUUGCAAUAAGAAAAUUAAACAAUAAAUGUGUAUGUGAGUAAAACAUUAUAAAUGUAAUUUAAAUGAAAAAGAAACUUUAUGGUAAAUACUAUUGGUAUCAAGAGAAACCAUGGUGGGGAAAAAAGUAAAUGUCAAUAAAUCAUUAAAUGAAACAAA